Molecule: messenger RNA, 792 nt
Organism: Stylonychia lemnae
Lineage: Eukaryota; Ciliophora; Spirotrichea; Sporadotrichida; Oxytrichidae
Source: the annotation of a GenBank genome assembly
AUGCAUGUGUGCGGUAUUGCGUUGACUAUUUUUCACUAUUACCAGAAGAGGCAUCCUUUCACUGAAUUUGACCGCUACAUGCUUUCCACUCUCUGCUUGUUUUUGGCUUGCAAGAUUGACUAUUUUAAAUUCUAAUACUUUGACUUCAUUGAGUACUACUAUCACAACAGAAAGCAAGGUAGAGGUAGAGUUAAGCCAUUUGAUGAAAUCAAGGAAAGCCUAAAAGAGAAUUUCAUAGAUCUAGAGUUUAAGGUCUUAAUAACAAUUGAGUUUGACUUUGAUAUUGAUUCUCCAUAUGAAUAUCUAAACAUCUUUUAUUAUCAGCAUAGAAAGAUAUUGUUUGAUAAAGUCAUGCUAAAUCCAGACGAAGCAAAAAGGAAGAUGUUCGAAGUACACUAUAAAUUCUUUAUUGAACUAGCAAAGAAGUUUAUCUAUGACAGCUAUAUUCAUCCAUUUUGCUUAUAUUUCCCAGCUCCAUGUAUUGCUGCAGCCUGCAUCUUCAUAAGCGCUGAUUUAUUUCUAAAGACCAAUCAUUAGCAGGAAUCAAAUAUCAUAGAUGUGAAAUUGUUGGGCUCUUAAAUUCUUGAAGAGUAUAAUUUGAAGAGUUUCUUAGAAGUGGAAAUCACAGAUGAUCCUGACAUUAAUCUAGUUUAAAAUCAUGCCUGGCUUAAUCUGCUUUUGCCAGUUGAACGCUAGCAAAAUGAAAGGGUUUCUAUGGUUGAUGUACUAUUCCUGUAAAAUGAAAUACUUUAGAAGAUUGCUGAUUAAGUAAAUACUCCUGCCAAAUAAUGA